Molecule: messenger RNA, 2250 nt
Organism: Erigeron canadensis
Lineage: Eukaryota; Viridiplantae; Streptophyta; Magnoliopsida; Asterales; Asteraceae
Exons: 4
Coding region: 1-2250 (749 amino acids)
Biological process (GO): telomere maintenance; DNA repair
Molecular function (GO): DNA helicase activity
Source: RefSeq, a predicted model, not a curated record
AUGCAUGGACCUUGUGGAGUUGAUAAUCUCAACUGUCCAUGUAUGGUUAAAGGAAAAUGUACAAAGAAUUUCCCUAAGAAAUGGAAGGAUGAAACUGUUGUGGAUUCAGAAGGGUAUCCUGUAUAUAGACGUCGAAAUAAUGGGAAUACCAUUGAAAAAAAUGGUAAGACUCUUGAUAAUGGAAUGGUUGUCCCUUAUAAUGCUACGCUUCUGCGAAGAUACCAGUGCCACAUUAAUGUGGAAUGGUGCAAUCAAUCAGGAUCAAUUAAGUAUUUGUUCAAAUAUAUAAACAAAGGUCCGGAUCGAGUUACAGCAAGUGUGUAUCAAACUAAUACAGAUGGAACAACAACUGAUAACAACCAACCCAAAGAUGAGGUUAAAAAUUACUUGGAUUGUAGGUACGUUUCUGCUUCUGAAGCAUGUUGGAGAAUUUUUGGAUUUGAUAUUCAUUACAGACAUCCUCCUGUGGAAAUCUUGCCAUUUCACAAAGAAAAUGAACAAAACAUAGUUUAUGAUGAUGAAGCACAACUAUGUGAUGUGGUUUCGAAUCCAACAGUCAAACGUUCAAUGUUCCUGGAAUGGAUGGAAUUAAAUGCGGAAGAUAACUUUGCCAGAACAUUGAAAUAUGUGCAAAUUCCUCAGUUUUAUGCUUGGAUACGGAGGAUAUCCUAUGUCCCUCCAUCCCUUGGUGAUGUAUACUAUUUGAGAAUCCUCCUCAAUCAUGUUGUUGGACCUCAAUCAUUUGAUGCACUCCUUACUGUCAAUGGACGUAAAUGUAAAAGUUACAAAGAAGCAUGUUUCGAGUUGGGCCUUCUAGAUGAUGACAAAGAAUAUGUUGAUGCAAUUUUGGAAGCAUCUCAUUGGGCAAGUGCAUCGUAUCUCAGGACUUUCUUUGUCCAAUUACUACUUUCAACCUCUGUAGCCCGGCCAGAUGAUUUAUGGAAGAAAACAUGCAAAGUUCUAAGUGAAGAUAUCUUACACAUGCAAAGGAGAAUCUUAAAUUGUCCAGAUAUGCCUUUCCCUGAUACUAAUUAUGUUUCAUCACUGAAUAACCGUUUAAUUGUCAAUGAAAUGCUGUAUGACAAAAGGGCUUUGACUAUCGAACAUCAGCAGUUAGUAUCAUGCUUAACUGUUGAACAAAAAAGUCUUUAUGAUACGGUUAUCAAUUCGGUAAGUAAAAACGAAGGGGGAGUUUACUUUGUUUAUGGAUAUGGAGGCACUGGAAAAACUUAUCUUUGGAAGACUUUGACAGCAGCCUUACGUUCAAAAGGUCAAAUUGUGUUGAAUGUUGCUUCAAGUGGAAUAACAUCACUGUUACUAACUGGUGGACGUACCGCACACUCAAGAUUUGUUAUUCCAAUUAACAUCACUGAAAGCUCAAUUUGUUCAAUAGAUCCUAACAGUGAGUUGGCAGCAUUGAUCAAACUCACUAAAUUGAUCAUUUGGGAUGAAGCACCUAUGAUACAUAAACAUUGUUUUGAAGCUCUUGAUCGAACAAUGAGAGAUAUUCUACGAUCAACCCAACCCAAUAGCGAAGAUCAAGUUUUUGGAGGGAAAGUUGUUGUAUUUGGCGGUGACUUUAGACAAAUCUUGCCAGUUAUACCAAAAGGAACUAGAAGCAUGAUUGUCAAUGCAAGUCUAAAUGCCUCAUAUAUAUGGCACCACUGUCAAGUACUUAAAUUGACAAUCAAUAUGAGACUAAAACUUGGAACACAACAAACCGACUUACAAGAUAUUCAAGAAUUUGCUGAAUGGAUUUUAAAAGUCGGAGAUGGGGUUGUUGUUGCUCACAAUGAUGGCGAAACAGAAAUUGAAAUACCAAAGGAAUUGUUAAUCACUGAUUCAGAUGAUCCCCUUCAAUCACUGAUUGAUUUUACUUAUCCAAAUAUGUUGAACAGUUUGCAGGAUCCCAUGUUUUUUCAACAACGCGCUAUUCUUGCACCAACUCAUGAUGUGGUUGGAACUAUAAAUGAAAAGCUGUUGGAAAUGAUGCCGGGUGAGGAGAUGACAUACUUAAGUUCUGAUAGCAUAUGUGAAUGUGAAGAUACUAAUGCAAUUGAUGCCGCUUUGUUCUCACCAGAAGUCAUCAAUGGACUUAGAUUGACCGGAUUACCCAAUCAUAAGUUGGUGCUAAAAGUUGGAGCCCCAGUAAUGUUAUUGCGGAACCUAGAUCAACAAAAUGGCUUGUGUAAUGGCACACGUUUACAAGUCGUCAAAAAGGAAAACAUGUCAUUGAAGCCAAAAUCAUAA